AUGAAGGUUCAACUCUUUGUUGUUCUUCUCCUCUGGAUAUUUGUUGAAUUGCCUGUGUUAAUAACUAGUUUUAUGCCACCUUACGAAUCCGAACCGACCCUGCCUGAUUCUUCGGUCAUCAUUGCAUACAACCGGUCUACCGAUAUCGAAAAGCAUUGCAGCUCUUUUCUAACCUUAGCUUCUGAACUAAAACCUGAUGUCAACAGGGGAAGUAGGCUCAAGAAUGAACUCUCCUUCUAUCUUGGUGAUUGGGAGCAGGAAACUGAUGAGGCACCAUUGAUACAAUUUGAUGACAAUGGCAACCUUGAGAGCAGUCAACCUCCAACUUCCCUAUUUAAGUUAGCUUCCUUUGAGGUAAGGGAUGUCAACUCCAUCCAGCAACUUCAAAACACAGUAAGUCUUGGAGGGGUUCUAUCUGUAGGCAUAUCCAAAGACUGGUCAUUUUCUUAUGGUGGCAUAGAGCCUAAUAUGAAUCCAGGCUCAUCGGUCGUGAAGAUUGUUUUCGAAGGGGUUUAUAUGGAGGUAGAAGAUGAUGGAGAAGAACGUUUGAUGUGCUUGGUAGGAAGUUCAACUUCAACCUUGCCUUGUACCGACACAUGUGACAAUGAUGUGUUCUGGGCGCUUCAAACCGGCGAUGUUCCCACUUAUAAUCACCGCCAUAUUCGUUUCUUACAAGAUGAUCAAGUUUUGCUUGUUUUACGCUAUCCUAAAAGCUUCAACUUGACACAAAGAGCAAUCUAUGGAGAAAUGACAAGUCUAAAUGAACAAGGAGGGCAAAGGUACUUCAGUAAAGUUCAUAUAUCUUCUCAGUUGAGUGGCCACUCGAAAUAUCAAUUUAGUUCGGAAUUGGUCCAAUCCACAACUUUUGAUCCACCCCCUUACCAAGAUGAGUUGAUGGAAGAUGGUGUCCUUAUGCUUACUGGUAGAGAGUUCUGCCGAGUACUUCACCAUGAGUAUCGAGAAAUAUGUUUAAGCAUUGCUCCAAAUUACAGGUUCAACAGCAGCGAUAAGAACCAGAUCCAUGGCAAAUUCGGCCCUUUCGUUAUCGAGAAGGAGAUGCAGGCUACUGGUAUUUUGAGUAUUGAUGAGGUUAAGCUCAUUUUCCAGCAUGUCAAAUGCGAGCAAGAUACAAACAGAACCGGCAGUGCAAAGGUGACUGCAGUGCUGAGAUCAGUUGCCAAAACAAGUUUCCAACACUUGGAAAGAUUACGAACUGGCCUUUCAGGGUCGACAUUAGCUGUUGAGGGUAUAUGGAAUUCUUCUUCUGGACAGCUUUCCAUGGUUGGAUGUCAAGGGACGGUGGACUCCGGACCCGAAGGAUGUGAUUAUGUGAUCUCAAUGUACUUCCCACGUUCACUUUCCAUUAAGCAGAGAAGCUUCCUGUUUGGAACCAUAUCCAACGUGAAAAAGGAUACAGGUUUGGACAAUCCUUUAUAUUUUAAUGCAAUGCGAGGCAUAAACACCGGAGAUUUCACUGAAUAUUUAUCUUAUAAUUAUUCCAUGAUCAAGUUGGUCAAUGCAUUUGAGAGGAGAACAAUACCUUAUCAAGUUUUAAGCAUUGCCAAGCAAUGGCUCUUCAAGUAUCCAGCUCUAAAGGAUGCAGAAGAACCACUUGCUCAGUUAAACCAACUGACCAGAAAACUUGCUUCAGAUGGCUCUGUAGUAGUUCCAGAUGAUCAGUUGAUUGCUGGACCGAAAUCUCGAGCCCUCGUUCAGAUCAAGGUGCUUUCUUUAGGUCCAUUAUUAAUGGACGGAAAUCUUAGAAACAAAACAGUCAUUACAAAAGAUGAGCUUACUAGCUGCCGGUUCUGGAAUGUAUCGAUGCAUCUCGCAUUCAAAACCGAGGAAGAACUCAAGAAAACAAUAUAUAAAGAUGUUUCAGAAUUGUCCCUGGAAGGCGUAUAUGAUCCUAGUUUGGGUGAGAUGCAUUUGGUCGGAUGUAGGAAGGCUUUGGUCGGGAGUAUGGGCAUAGAACGAGGCCAAGAUUGUCUUAUAUCAGUGAAAAUUCAGUAUCCACCACUGAAUUUACAAUUGUGGAAAAAACCAACUGCUAAGAUCACCAUCAACAGCCAAAGGAAAGUCGGUGAUCCCCUCUACUUUAACUUGAUCAACAUUCAUGUUCAUUUGAGUUAUUAUCUAGAUUAUUUCGAAGCAGAUACUCAACGAGCAUACUUCGAGGCAAUCUUAGGCAGUCUAGUGCUCACCAUGUCGAUUGCAAUCAUAUGGAACCAGCUGUUAUACAUGAAGGUAAAUGCAGACAUUGUUCCAUACAUAUCUACUACCAUGCUUGCUUUUCAGUUCCUUGGAUAUAGCCUUCCACUGAUCUGUAAUGCCAAAGUCGUGUUGAAAUCAAUGGUACCUAAAGAUUAUGAAUGGCCUCCUCCAGCAAAUGGAAUGUUGAAAUUUGUUCAAAGUUUUGAACAGGCUCUUUUGCUGGUCAUGUUACUACUUAUUGCAAGACUUGUCCAUAUGGUAGUAGAAUCUAGAAGCAAGACCAUGUCUGAUGCUCCUAGAGAGAAAAGGGUUAUGUUGACUACCAUGGCCAUGGCCAUAUACGCUUAUGGAGUUCUUAUUUUGCUUGUUGCUGUUGAUAAACAAAAUGGGCAUGUAUGGCAGAUUUGGAUGGAUGUAAUGGUGUAUCUUGUUUAUGUUUUUCAAGAUUUCUUUCUGCUUCCUCAGAUUAUUAGCAAUAGACUGAUGGCAAUGCCUGUUAAGUGCUUGAGGGAAGGCUAUUACCUUGGAUUAACCACAGUAAGGUUGCUUGUGCUCUAUUUUGACUACUUAAUGGAUCCUACUAUAUAUACCAGAGUGGGAAGAUUUGAUUUCUCAAGUUUAAGCUCAACAAGUCUAACCCUUUCUCCGGUUGCUGCUCCUGUUUUAUGUGCAAUUAUAGUGUACAUACAGCAGAACAAGAAACACCAGAAGCAUAGAAGUCUCCAAAGGGUAAGCAGAUAUGUCGUUUGCAUUAUUACAGCAUUUCUAAUAUUAUCCUUUGUUUGUCCUGUUUAUGUUGAAGUAUAG
Gossypium arboreum is the source of this 3021-nucleotide messenger RNA. RefSeq lists its product as uncharacterized. NCBI's taxonomy places the organism in Eukaryota, Viridiplantae, Streptophyta, Magnoliopsida, Malvales, Malvaceae. The record is from RefSeq and is a predicted model, not a curated record. The transcript has a single exon. Gene Ontology annotation, cellular component: intracellular membrane-bounded organelle. Bases 1 to 3021 code for a protein of 1006 amino acids.